AUGCCUGGUUUCGAUUUCUCAAACUACAACCGCAAUGCGGCCCUCCAUGCUCGAGGAGUGCCUCUUCCCAAGGCCACCAGCACCGGAACAACUAUCGUGGGAUGCAUAUUCGAUGGUGGCGUUGUGAUUGCUGCCGAUACUCGAGCUACAUCCGGCCCCAUCGUCGCCGACAAGAACUGCGAGAAGCUUCAUUAUAUCUCGCCUCAAAUUUGGUGCGCUGGUGCCGGUACAGCCGCCGAUACCGAGUUCACCACCGCCCUUAUCUCCUCCCAGCUCGAGCUGCACUCCCUAUCCACAGGCCGUAAGCCCCGCGUUGUCACCUGCAUGACCCUUCUGAAGCAGCACCUCUUCCGCUACCAGGGCCACAUCGGUGCCUACCUCGUUGUUGCUGGCGUCGACCCCACCGGCACCCACCUCUUCACUGUCCACGCUCACGGCAGCACGGACAAGCUCCCCUACGUCACCAUGGGUAGUGGUAGCUUGGCAGCCAUGAGUGUCUUCGAGACGCAGUGGAAGCCCGAUCUUACCGAAGAGGAUGCCAUCAAGCUGGCAAGCGAUGCCAUCCUGGCUGGUAUCUGGAACGAUCUGGGAUCCGGUUCCAACGUGGACGUUGCCAUCAUCACCAAGGACAAGACAACACUCAAGAGAAACUACAUCACUCCUAACCAGAAGGAACCUAAGCUGCAGAGCUACCGCUUCGCGAAGGGUACGACAGCGGUGUUGAACGAGAAGAUCAUCAAGAAGGACGAGAUUAAGAGGUACAUCAGCGUGGAAGAGGUACAUGUUGAGGAGAAGAUGGACGUCGACACCUAA
This is a messenger RNA of Fusarium sp. VM40, 813 nucleotides long. NCBI's taxonomy places the organism in Eukaryota, Fungi, Ascomycota, Sordariomycetes, Hypocreales, Nectriaceae. The record is from the annotation of a GenBank genome assembly.